Molecule: messenger RNA, 2708 nt
Organism: Perognathus longimembris pacificus (Pacific pocket mouse)
Lineage: Eukaryota; Metazoa; Chordata; Mammalia; Rodentia; Heteromyidae
Gene: Pot1
Product: protection of telomeres 1
Exons: 19
Coding region: 477-2423 (648 amino acids)
Biological process (GO): telomere capping; regulation of telomere maintenance via telomerase
Cellular component (GO): nuclear telomere cap complex; chromosome, telomeric region
Molecular function (GO): telomerase inhibitor activity; G-rich strand telomeric DNA binding
Source: RefSeq, a predicted model, not a curated record
UAGAAAUUGGAGGGCGGAGGCUACUCAUAGGCCCUGGAAACACCUGCUUUGGGGACAGUGCUGCAAUGCAAUAUUACAACUGCCAGAGGGAUUGACAAGGCCCCCAAAGAGAACAUUUCAUCCCUCCUCCCCAGUUUCAGUUUUAAUUCAUAGUGGUAACAUGUGUUUGUGAAGCUUUUACAGAUCUUAAAACUAGCCAACCAAGGGAAAACUCUUACUUAUCUUUUCUCUAAGUUUUUGUAAAACUGGAACAGCUAUUUUGAAGAUUGGACUUAGAGAGAAAAUUCAAAUUCAGAAGUCAAUACUAUAUGCAUUAGUUUUGGAAAAAUUAGCAGAGGACUACAGCAAAGUUUUCUUUAAUUUGGAUGCCAUUGCAGUGACUGGAUUUACUGUAUUGUCAGCUUCAUCAUCAACAAAUAAAAAUGCUAAACAUUUCAUGUAUUUAAAAGUAUUUGAAGACCUCAGUUCAACUCUUUAUGUUUAUGUUGUCUGUAAGAGAUCGUCCCACAGAAUUGAUGUCUUUGGUUCCAGCAACAAACUAUAUUUAUACACCACUGAAUCAACUUAAGGGUGGUACAAUUGUCAAUGUCUAUGGCAUAGUGAAAUUCUUUAAGCCCCCAUAUCUAAGCAAAGGAACUGAUUACUGUUCAGUUGUAACAAUUGUGGACCAGACGAGUGUAAAACUCACUUGCCUGUUGUUUAGUGGAAACUAUGAAGCCCUUCCCAUAAUUUAUAAAAUCGGAGACAUUGUUCGUUUCCACAGGCUGAAGAUCCAGCAAUAUAAAAUGGAGCCUCAGGGCAUCAACACCUCUGGGUUUGCAUCUCUGACGUUUGAGGGAACUUUGGGAGCUCCUGUCACACCUCGCACUUCCAGCAAGUGCUAUUCCUUCUCAGCUGGGGACCAAAAAAUGGUAGAAGCCUUAAGAGUUUGGGCAUCUACACAUAUUUCCCCUUCUUUAACCUUAGUGCAAUUGUGUAAUGUUCAGCCGAUGCAGUAUUUUGACCUGACUUGUCAGCUAUUGGGCACAGCAGAAGUGGAUGAAGCAUCAUUUCUUCUAAAGGUGUGGGAUGGCAAGAUGCCACCGUUUCCAUCGUGGAGAGUCUUGACACGAGAGUAUAUUCUUGAGGGUGACUUAAAUCAAAUAGACCGUCUCCAGAAUCUGAUAAUAGACGUCGUAGUCUAUGAUAACCAUGUUAAAGUGGCAAAAUCCCUUAAGGUUGGAAGCUUUCUCAGAAUCUAUAGCCUCCAUACCAAGCUCCAGUCAGUGACUUCAGAGGCCCAGCCUUCACCAUUAAGACUGGAAUUUCAUCUCCAUGGAGGUACCAGUUAUGGCCGGGGAAUCAGGAUCUUGCCAGAAAGUAACUCUGAUGUGGAACAAUUGAAAAAAGCUUUAGAAUCUGCAGAUUUGACAACCUGUCAGCACCAUUCAACAUCACCUCAUCCAGAGCAUGAUGCAACCCUUUCAAGUUCUGGAUCUCUGUCUUUACAUGAUGUUGAAAGAUGUCAACAAAGAUCUGCUACAAUACUUACAGAUCAUCAGCAUUUGGAGAAAACACCUUUAUGUGCCAUUUUAAAACAAAAAGCUCCUCAAGAAUAUCGAAUUCGAGCAAAAUUGAGAUCAUAUAAACCAAAAACACUUUCUCAGUCUGUUAAACUUCAUUGUCCUAACUGUUCUACACUGCAAGAAGUUCCACAUGAAGACAACUUAAGUAUAAUUCUGCAAGAUGCUUCAACUAAAGCCCCAGAUACUAAACUACAUAAUACAUUAUUAUAUGAUUCAAAAACCUGGAGCACUGAAGAUCAAGGAGGGCGAAAAGUAGCUGUGCACUUUGUGAAAAAUAAUGGUCUUCUUCCUCUUUCAAAUGACUGUCUCAUUUUAGUCGAAGGUGGAACACUCGGUGAAAUCUUUAAACUGUCCAGAAAGUUUCACAGUGUAAUUCCUGUGAGAUCUGGCCAGGAAGACCUGGAGAUCCUUGACCUGUCAGUACCGUUCCUCAUACAAGGAAAUGUGUAUUACUAUGGAUGUAAAAACUGUUCCAGUUUGCGGACAAUACAAAAUUUAAAUUCCCUUGCCAAUAAAGCAUCAUGUAUUUCUUAUUCUGUGGCAGAAGCCCUGGGUGUUGUACCCCUCCGUUAUGUGUUUGUUAUGACGUUUACUCUUGAUGAUGGAACAGGUGUGUUAGAAUCUUAUCUCGUCGAUUCAGAUAAAUUUUUCCAGAUUCCAGCCUCAGAGAUCAUAAAUGAUGACGACCUUCAGAGAAGUCUGAGCGUGAUCAUGGAUAGGCUUUGUCCUCCAGGAUUAAAACUCGGUGAUUCAUAUCCAUGGUUAGAAUGCUUUAUCAAGUCAUAUAACAUCACAAAUGGAAAGGAGCAGCACGUUUGCUAUCAAAUUUUUGAUACGACAGUUGCAGAUGUUGACUAAUACUGCCAGUGAAUUCAUUAUCUGUAAAACAUUGUAAUUUUUGAAGGUGGCACUGCUAUGGAUGAAAUUCCUAUAAAACAAAGGAAAAUGUCAUCGGCUUUUAAAAUACCAUUCAAAUUUUCAUUACUCUCUCAGAUUUUUUGUGUAAAUAGUUUGUUACCUGAAUAGUGCUUUCUUAUACAUAUGUAAAAAAUAUUUUGGCUGUUCAAAAUGUACAGCAUAUUACCUUUCAGAGGUGUAAAAGAAAAAGGCGUUAGAUUAAUAAAGACUGUGUAUUCAUUUGAA